ACUGCUCCGCGAGCUAAGUGCCCUCGCCAAAGACAAGAGGGAAAAUCUUAUGAGAGAGUCUGGAAGUGCACAUGUCUGAAAAUAUAUUUCGUUAAAUUAAGUUUAAGCUGCAAGAAUUGGGAUAUUAAAACAAAUACAAAAAUGGACACAUUCCGCAUACGUCGUUCAUCGUUUUCACGUUUUGGUUCGGUGGGCAAACAGGAGCCACUCAUUGUAGUUGAGGAAUCACAAAUGGUGGAGGAGGAUGAUCGCGACAGCUCAGGAACUCCAUCGAAUAAAGCUAGUUUGGAUAUUGAUUCGCCCGUAAAUCCAUAUUUACUCUCACCAUGGCGUGAUCCACGCGAAGGUCGCAAACAUUCGCUGCCCUCACAACAGGUCACCGAGGGUAUAACAGCAAGUCAGGUGCGUCGUUUGUCAGAGCGCGGGGGUGAGGGCUCCGGUCCAUCGCCUAAGGAGGCUGCGUUCUUAGCCACACUAUCACAAGCGCCAGCACCAUCUGGUCGACGUCAUUCUGUUGUCACCAUAUCCAAAGUGCCAACAACAUUAUUUGGACGCUCACGUCGCGAAUCGGUUGCCGCUUAUCCAGCGGGUAGCAGCCGUGCAUUGAACUCUCGUCGCGAAAGCAAAACCUCAACUGGUCCUCCAUCCACAGAUCCCAUUGGCAGUAUACAUAAUCUACAACUGGACAUAAUGGAUGACAUUGUACAGUCACGUAAGGCACGCAUGAAACUCUGGAAUACGAGCAGCGAAAAGGUGUGCGAGGUACAGACAUUAGAUGAAGUCGGCAGCGGCACACCGCAGCGCUACACAAAUCGUCGUUACUCGGAAUGUGUUUCGGGUGGCAACACACCAGCACCGAAUAUGCGACGCGCCUCCGAACAUCCAGCCAUCAUCUCGCCAUGUAUUUUGCAACCGGGCAGCAAUCGUUCUUCCACGAAACGCAAGAAGAGCGGCGGCCUACUAAGCACAUCUAUUUUCAGCACACUCACCUCGUCAGCCAUUGAGAUCAACAAAUGUGAGGAUCCAAUACCGACAGUAGUUUUACCACCGACAUCGAGUGCUAGCUCCACCGGUGCCACUGCAAAAACAAAAACAACUACUAGCGGCGGUGGCUUAACAGCAACCACUGGCACAUCGGCGAGCAGUAGCUCUGCUUCAAAUCUGCUCGAUCCCAAUGCCGGUCGCUCCACGCGCUCCAACAGUUUCGAUGUUUCGAUAUUGAAUAAUGCCAAACAGCUGGUAAGCAAUGCCCAAGACAAUAGUUCCGCAGCACUAUCCGGUUGGUUUGAGAAACGUCACCAACCGAUGGCACGCAAAAAGAGCAUACGCAGCAAAAGUACUGCAAUGGCAUUAUCCGAAGAUAUGUUAAAGCGUCUACAAGCGAAGGAUGUGCUACGCGAGAGCAAACCGAAAUUAGUGCCGCGUAGUAAGCAGAAAAGUUGGACCGACACCACCAAAGGUACCAUAGUCGAUGCAACUGUCAUCGGUUCGGCAAUAGAGGGUUUCCUACGUAAGGGCUCCGUAUCAGGCCCAUCGGGUAGUACGGGCAGCACGCCGAAGAGUGGUAGCACCAAAUCGGGUGGUGGUCUGCUAUCAAAGGAAUCGGGUAAACGUAGUGGACGCAGCGCACAGAACCAAGCAACAAAUGCAGUGCGUUCGACGUUGAAUUGGUUCGGCAAAGGGGAUGAGGACGACUCGAAGGAUACAUGCGAAGCGUCACUCUGUUCAACGUUAAAAGAUUUAUUCGUUAAAUAAUUAGCAGUGCGACGGCUGUUCAAGUAAGUCAAAGACGUUAAAUUUACGGCAAGAGUUGGCUAAUUCCAUGUGUGAUAUUUGUUGGGAUUGAGAAUGGUGGAAAAUAGAACAUACACGUACGUACAUAGAUUUAUAACUAUUAUAAUGUUUAAUUUUGUCUA
Molecule: messenger RNA, 1916 nt
Organism: Ceratitis capitata (Mediterranean fruit fly)
Lineage: Eukaryota; Metazoa; Arthropoda; Insecta; Diptera; Tephritidae
Exons: 5
Coding region: 142-1755 (537 amino acids)
Source: RefSeq, a predicted model, not a curated record